AGCAGCUGCAGUAGUGUUUGUGCUGCUGUGUGUUCUUCUGAUGACUGCAGUCAUAGUGCUGUGUUUCACCUUCAUUCAAGAGAGACAACAGCUGAAGACUAAGAUCACCAACCUCACAGAAGAGAGAGAACAGCUGAAGACUAAGAUCACCAACCUCACAGAAGAGAGAGACCAGCUACUAACCAACAAUAUGAGCCUCACAGAAGAGAGAAACCAGCUACUAACCAACAAUAUGAGCCUCACAGAAGAGAGAGACCAGUUAAAAUUAGAAAGAAAUGAUCUUCAGAAGUUUGUGGAUGGACUGAAGUGUCAUCAAUCAACUCUUUACUUCUUUUCCUCUGAGACAAAGAACUGGGAUGAGAGCAGAAGAUACUGUAGAGAGAGAGGAACAGAUCUGAUCAUCAUCAACAACAGAGAGGAACAAGAUUUUGUGAAGAAUAUUUGUGGUUCUGAUCAUUUCUGGAUUGGUUUGACUGAUGUUGAAGAGGAGGGCAGAUGGAAAUGGGUUGAUGGCAGCAACAUCAACAUCACCUCUGGGUUCUGGAAGUCUGGAGAACAUAACCAGCCAGACGACUAUCAGGGAAACGAAGACUGUGCUAACACUCAUUCAUCAGGAUGCUUUGAUACUAAAUGUGAUAGUAGUCUUAAAUGGAUCUGUGAGAAGAGUAUCCUAAAAUGAUACAUUAUAAUAAAAAUGUACAUAUAUGCAUUAUGAACAAAUAAAUAUGUCAGUAAUUUUACUUUUUUUAAUGGCACAUUAAUUAGGUUAUUCUGUAAAAACAAAUAAAAAAUAAAUAGAAAAAAAAACAUUGUAAUAUUAAAAUUCUCAUAUAAAACUUUUUAAAAUAAUUUUGUUUUGAAUUUUUAUAUCUGAACUAAAAUCUGAAUGGGAAAAACAACAGCAAUGUUUCUACAGACUGAAAUAAAAUCAGAAAUACACUGAUAUAAUAGAAAUAUUCAUAAAAACAGCAUUGAUCCAAUAUUGUUAACCAAAAUGAUCAUGAUUUUAGGAGUAUUACUCAGUACAUCAGUAA
Molecule: messenger RNA, 1034 nt
Organism: Carassius gibelio (silver crucian carp)
Lineage: Eukaryota; Metazoa; Chordata; Actinopteri; Cypriniformes; Cyprinidae
Product: C-type lectin domain family 10 member A-like
Exons: 4
Coding region: 41-679 (212 amino acids)
Source: RefSeq, a predicted model, not a curated record